Molecule: messenger RNA, 5010 nt
Organism: Lichtheimia ornata
Lineage: Eukaryota; Fungi; Mucoromycota; Mucoromycetes; Mucorales; Lichtheimiaceae
Exons: 9
Coding region: 1-5010 (1669 amino acids)
Molecular function (GO): protein binding
Source: RefSeq, a predicted model, not a curated record
AUGGGUGUCAAUCAAAGCAAGAUUUCGUAUGAAGCAACAGCAACGACGACAUUGACGACGCGCAGGCCACCUCUGGACACAAGUGCCAUCACCAACAGCAGCUCACGACCAACGACCACUACGACCGAGCCAUUGGAUCCAACUUUGUUAGGUUGUACAACCAGGCACGGGAUAGCGGAUCCGACAACGAGUUCCAAUUAUAAUGGCACGAUCCGGAAUUCGUCCGACAAAAGACAACGCCAACAUUCUAGCACUGAAGAUAGUGGCUAUGUCGGCAGCACAGUCAUGUUUCCACAGACAUCCACCAUUACCGAUUUAUGUGGUCUCGAUGAAACACAGACCAGCUCGGUGAUCGUCACAGCUGCUACAGCUCUUACAACAACAUCUUCUUCUUCACCACCCUCUUAUAGCAACUACAACAACAACAAUGCAACAACGACAACAACAACAAGAUCAUCUCGUCCACCGAUCAACUAUCGCCUUUGUGUGGAUGACAUUCUUCAAGAACUUGCUGCUGCAUCACCCCAUGAAACGAAUCCUAUCCUCGAUGCUGUAUUUGCUACUGCUCGUCAGCUUGAUGACCCUCGCGAUCAUGCAGCAGCAUUUAGAGCAGCACAAAUAUGGAGCAAACAAACAAAUGACGACGAUGCAAGCAAUGUUGCAGCUGUAUGGGUCGCACGUUGUUUAUUGGAUGGAUGGGGUAUGCGUGGUCAUGCAAAAGAAGGGUUUGACCAACUGCAACAGCUCGCUGGUCGUGGCUGUUGGCAAGCCUUUUUCCCACUUGGCCUUUGUUAUUUGCAUGGUGUUGCUCAUGUACAACCACCCGACAAGACACUUGCUCUUACUUGGUUCAGCACAACAGCUCAACUUGAUCCAGAUAAAACAGCUCAUGCUCGAUCAGUGAUUGCCCUUGCACAAUUACAUGUGGGUGCCUUGACGUUACAAGAGAACCAUCUUGGAGAAGCCUUUACUUGGUUCCUGAAAAGUGCCAAUAUUGGAAAUGCGCAUGCUCAGUUUCUUGUGGCCAUUUAUUACGCCCUAGGAUGCCAUACAAAAAAGGAUUGGGAUCUCGCCAAACGAUACCUUCAUAAAAGUGCUGAGCAAGAUUUCUCUCGAGCACAGGCUGAUUUGGGAAUCAUGCUUGUCAAGGAUCACAUGUAUGUAGAAGGACUACAAUGGCUUGAAAGAGCUGAACAAGCGCAAGAUCCAAGAGCAUUGUAUCAACUCGGCCUUAUGUAUGAGCAUGGUGAUGGUGUUGAUCAAUCCAAUGAACGCGCUUUAUUCUAUUUGAAAGGUGCAGCUGAGCAUGAGCACGUCCUUGCGCAGUAUCGUCUAGCACUUCAUUAUCUUGAUGGCGGUAUUGGCUUGGAACCCAAUCUUCAAAAAGCGGAUCAAUUUCUUCGACAAGCAGCACAUGCGGGUCACCCACCAGCACAACGUCGAUUGGGUUGCUUAUAUCUCGAAGGUCUCGGCCCACCCUCAACUACCGAUCAUGUACGCCUUCAACAAUACAAGAGCAACAAGAUUGCAAUGGAGUGGUUCAAUCGAGCUGCCGUGCGUGGUGAUAUGCAAGCGUAUGUGCUCAUUGGUGAAUGCUACGAGAAGGGUCGUGGUGUCCAUGUCAACCAAAAAACAGCCCUUGAAUAUUACCGUAAGGCUGCUGAGACCAAAAGCACCUAUCAGAUGAAUGGUCAAUAUGCGCUGGCAGAACUUUUAUUCAGGACUGGACAAGCGGGUGAUGCUUUUGACUGGUACAAACGCGCCUCAUCUCAUCAGCAUGUUGAAGCAUCCUUCCUCAAACCGAUACGUCGUGCAAAACUCAUGGUGGCUCGCUAUUAUUUGCAUGGAUGGGCCCAUGUCAACCCUGACAAGGCACGUGCUUUUCAAAUGUUGAAUGAACUUUCAGACCAUGAUGGUGACAGUGCGCAUUAUUGGCUUGCAUCAUGUUAUUUGGAAGGCAUCCCUGGUGUUUGUGAGGUGGAUACAACGGUGGCUUUCAAGUAUUACAUGAAAGCAGCCAAAGCUGGACAUAUGGAUUCUCAAUUUGAGGUAGCUUACAUGCUAGCACAUGGAAACGGCACAAUGCGUAAUCGUGAAGAAGCAUUGCUUUGGUAUAAGAAGGCUGCCAACAAGGGACAUCCAGUCGCCAUUUAUACGCUUGGAUUGCAUUUCUUGCAUAAUGUGCGGAAUCUCAACAAGGCCAUGAUUUACUUUGAACGUGCUGCUGAUCUUGGGCAUACCGAAUCGAUGGAACGCCUUGCUGAGAUUUAUCUUAUGGACAUUGCUCGCCCCAUCUCAUCACUCGACCGUGCAGCCAAACGAUCUCAAGAACAAAGAUGCAAACAAGCACUUGCGUGGAUCAAACGAGCUGCUGAGCGUGGACAUCGUGUUGCACAACGUGAAUUAGGCAAGCUGCAUGAUCGUGCAUUGGGUGUGCCUGAAGAUCAUCAAAAGGCAUUCGAGCUUUUCUCAUGUGCUGCACAACAAAAUGAUACCGUUGCUAUAUUGCUCCUUGGAAGUUACUAUGAACAUGGUCAAGGCGUUCCUCAAGAUGUCCAUCGUGCCCUUGAACACUAUUUACGGGCUGCAUCCUUGGGCUCUGAAAGAGCAUCUUUUGCAGCGGGGCAAUUGUAUCACAAGCUUCAUCGUUUCCAAGAAGCCUAUGUACAAUACAAGAUUGCAGCAAAGGAUAAGCGUCUUAGAGGAAGCGUUACUGGCAAAACCGCUAGGCUGAUGGUGGCACGUUAUGUGUUGCUUGCCAUGGUGUCCAAUCCUGAAGAGACAAAAGAAGAAGCUUUUGAAAUGCUGCAUGAUCUUGUAUUGAAGGAUGAGUUCUCACCCUCCUUUUAUUGGCAUGGUUAUUGCUGUCACCAUGGCCUAGGUACAGCCGUUCAGCUUGAAAAGGCAAUCCAUUGGUACAAUCGAGCUGCUGAAGAAGCCAAGGAUACUCAAGCCAUGGUCCAACUAGCCAAUUUGUACGAGCAAGAAAGCCCAUCGUCCGAAGAAGACGAUAUGCGUAUUAUUCAAUGCUUGAAACGUGCUGCUGAACUAGGUGAUGCAGAAGGCCAAUAUAAGCUUGGGAUGGCUCAUUGGAGAGGAUUGCAGCGUAUGGAGAUUGACAAAAUCAAGGCAGCUGAAUGGUUCAAGCAAUCUGCCUCUCAAGGCUAUGGCAUGAGUCAUUGGGCUUUGGGACAAAUGUUUCUUGAAAAUGGUGAUCGUGACAUGGCAUUAUUGAGUUGGGAUAAUGGUGUACGACUCGAAAAUGCUGCAUCGAUGCGAUCACAGGCACAGCUUUUACUUACGAUGCUUCCUGAAACGGCUGAACAAGAUCGACGCGUGCAAUAUACCCGUGCAAUGAAACUCUUGACCGAUGCAGCUCACCAAGGCGAUGCUGAAUCCCACUUGUAUCUCGGACGUAUUUAUGUCGCUGAUGCUGCAGCCCUAAAGCAGCGAGCGCAUGCCAUUGAUGGCGAUCUUGAUGAACACACAAGCAAUGAUAUCAUGGUACUACUUGAGCAACAAAAGCAACAAGAGGAGCGUGCCAAGAAUCAUUUGGAAAUCGCUGCCAAGGAGGGUCAAGUAGAGGCGAUGUUCCUUGCUGGUCAAAUUUGGCACGAGCAAAGUAAUUAUCUUCAAGCCAACAAGUAUUAUCAACAAGCAGCAGAUGCUGGCUAUAUGCUUGCACGUGUAAUGCGAGCACGAUAUCGACUUGCUGAAGGCUUGCCAGGCAUCGUAGCUGAUCCAGAAGCUGGAUUUAAGGAGUUGAUGGCGUGUGCUCAAGAACAAUGCAGCAGUGCUUAUCAUUCGCUUGGACAAUGUUACGAGCUUGGACUUGGAGUACAGCAAGAUUACGAAAAGGCUCUUGAAUGGUAUUCUCGAUCGGUUGAAACCACAGCGGAUGCUGAAGCUGUUUUCCGAAUUGGUCGUAUCCAUGCUCGUGAUCAUAAGGAGCUUGAUGCAUGUCGUUGGUAUGAGCUUGCAUGCCACAUGGACAACACACAUGCUCGUGCCCACUACCAUCUUGGAUUGUACUACUUGCACGGCGUUCAUGAUACCAUUCAACGUGAUUUUGAAUCAGCAGUGUAUCACCUUCAACAAGCCAUUCGCCAAAACGACUAUGAUGCCAUGUUUGAACUUGGUAUAUUAUACUUGAGCGAUGACAUGCAAUUUACCGUUGAGCAGCAAUUGGAUGGCUUUGCCUAUUUGGAACAUGCCUCCCAGUUGGGGUCAUGUGAUGCUCAGCGUGAACUUGGCAAGCUCUAUCACACCGGCAAGGAUUAUUGUCCGAGUAUCGAUGACACGGGUAUCGUCACUAUUGUUCCCCAGCAACUCGAUCGUGCCUUCGACCUAUUUUGUCAAGCAGCUGAACAAGGAGAUCGCAGUGCGGCAUUGUUUGUGGGGACAUUUUACGAACAUGGUAUUCAUGUAUCAGCCGAUCCAUCCAGUGCUGCCCAAUGGUAUGAUAUUGCGAUUCGCUUGGAUUUACAACAACCAUGGUGGGUUGCCGAACUUGCUCUUGCACGUGUAUUACAUCAAGAUCCUAGCCAACGAUCGCGCGCCUAUCAGCUUUUCCAAGCCGCCUUUGAACAUGCUGAAACCGAUGAACAACGCUCCACAGCUGAAAUCAUGAUGGCACGCUAUCGAUUGCAUGGUUGGGGCGAUGUAUCCAUCCAAGAUAAAGUGGCCAUGAUGGUACUGUUGCGGUAUGCACGUGCAGGCGAAGCUCGCGUUUUCUAUGAAGUUGCAUGGAGCUUUGAACGUGGCCUUGGUGUGGAUCAAGAUCUAAAGCAAGCCUUCAUCUGGUAUAGUCAACUGGAACAACUCGCAAGUACCCUCACACAAGAAGAAGAAGAGCUUCUCGAUGACGACUUGCAACAAGAUAUCACCAAUGCACUUGUUCGUCUCGUUGAAUUCUAUCGCUGUGGAUGGACAACACGUGUGGAUCUAGCCAAAGCUACCACCCUCGAAAACCAAAUAGCACGUCGUACUGCUCGUGUACGAGAUUUAUGA